ACUUCUGACGUUGGAUAAAUAAUAGGUGGCGUUGGUUUUACCAUCGAUCUCCCUGUGCAGUUCAUACAGUUUUUCUAAAGGACGCUGCCUCGGAGGCGUAGAAUUUAAUACUGCGUAGAUAAAUUCUGCUAUUCAACCAACCGCAACUUUCCACAUUUAUGUACGAUUCCAGGUGAAAAGAUGAUCAUCAAAGAGGCGGUCUUGUUCGGGUUGAUCCUCGCUGCCAUCCUGAUCCCACUGCUAAUAUGCUUUCCUGAUCGGGGCUUGUGGGAUGUGGAGGAACGCGGCGUGAAGAAACUGCAGUUCCUGCGCGUGUCGCGCGACCCGCGGCGCUACGUGCGCCCCGAGGAGCAGACGGCGCUGCUGUCGCCGCCGCCAUGCGCGCCCCGCCCCCGUGGCCACUCCGCGCCCCCACCGCCGCCACCGCCGCCGUUCCCGCCCCCGCCGCGCAUGCUCAUGCUGGUGACGUCGGCGCCCGCGCACUACGAGCGCCGCCAGGCCAUCCGCGAGACGUGGGGCGGCCGCAGCGAGGACGCGCGCCUCGUCUUCGUGCUGGGACGCGGCCGGGAACCGGCAACCCAACCCCCGGCGGAGGUGUUCGAGGAGUCGCAGCGACACGGAGACCUCUUGGUGGAAGACUUCACGGACGCGUACCACAACCUGACGCUCAAGACGCUGUUCCUGCUCAAGUGGGCGGUGCGCGAGUGCCCGUCGGCGGCGUUCGUGCUCAAGACGGACGACGACAUGCUCAUCAACACGCGCGGCCUGGUGCGCGCGCUGCCGCGCUGGGUGGCGCAGGCGCGCGGCGGGGGCGCCAACGGCCGCCAGGUGGCGCUGAAAGACGCGGCGGCCGGCGACCCACUCGCUCCCGAGGCCCCGCCCCCGCUAAUCUUCGGCUACGUGUACCAUCGUUCGCCGCCGUUUCGCGAU
Molecule: messenger RNA, 930 nt
Organism: Gryllus bimaculatus (two-spotted cricket)
Lineage: Eukaryota; Metazoa; Arthropoda; Insecta; Orthoptera; Gryllidae
Source: the annotation of a GenBank genome assembly